Drosophila mojavensis is the source of this 654-nucleotide messenger RNA. RefSeq lists its product as uncharacterized. The record is from RefSeq and is a predicted model, not a curated record. Bases 267 to 569 code for a protein of 100 amino acids. Lineage: Eukaryota; Metazoa; Arthropoda; Insecta; Diptera; Drosophilidae. The transcript is spliced from 3 exons.
ACAUGAGGCAUUCAACUUUAUGGCAUAGCACAACAAAUUUCAUACACAAUUAUUUGGACUGCCGCUCCAUAAACAUCUACAUGUACUUGGGUGUUUGUGUGAUACUUUUUGAUUGUCCGUAAGCAUGUUUUAGUCUUUUGAGUAGUUAAACAUUUGUGAGAUCGUUUUUGUGUGAAUCCCGAAGAGAUGUUUUAACGCUCGAAUCAAUACGCGCACAAUUCGAUAGCAAAUAUGCCGUAUGCCUAGUUAUGUGAAGUGGUUCCUCGAUGGAUGUGAUCUCCUUGUUUCGACUCCUGCUGCAGGCUGUGUUGCAGUCCGUGUUCCAGUUCGUGCUGCAGCUUGUGUUGCAGCCCCUGCAGCAAUCCCAUCUAUAUGUGUUCUUGCAGUCCGUGUUGCAACGCGUGCUGCAGCCCCUGCUGUACCACGUGCUGCUCACAAUGCUGCUGUUAUCCAUGCUAAUGCAGGAGGCUCGAGGAGUACUCACACCCUGCCAUGAAGAUAUACUUCACAAUCAUAUGUGUAGAUACUCGCGUAAGAUUACGACAUUGGACUUGAACAAUGCUAACUGAACAUAUAUGGACAUAUAACUAAAAAUUCUUUUCUGUAACUAAUUAAAAAGAAAAUAAAUACAAAAUAAAUAAUAAUUAUCAAUAA